Chelmon rostratus (copperband butterflyfish) is the source of this 2052-nucleotide messenger RNA. RefSeq lists its product as uncharacterized. Gene Ontology annotation, biological process: response to bacterium. The transcript has 6 exons. NCBI's taxonomy places the organism in Eukaryota, Metazoa, Chordata, Actinopteri, Chaetodontiformes, Chaetodontidae. Bases 24 to 1124 code for a protein of 366 amino acids. The record is from RefSeq and is a predicted model, not a curated record.
CAAGACAAGGGUGCUGUGCCAGAAUGAUCGCAGGACUGUCUGCUUUGAUUCUUCUUAGAACUGUGUGCCUGAUUCAAAGUGCAGACACUCCUCAGCAGGUGUCUUUGACUGUGGCUGAACUUGGCGGGAAUGCUAUUUUGCAGUUUCAUGUUUCUGACAAGAAUGAAGAAUUCUUUCAGUUGUAUAAGCAGCCUCUUGGAUAUUUGGCCCAACUAGUAGCUGCUGCAUAUUUUGGCAAAUUAACUGUUAGUGAACAAUUUCAUGACUCGCGUUUUGCAAUCAGGGAAAAGGAUUCUCGGUAUUUUCUUACCAUCAGAAAUGUCAGCAGAGAGGAUGAAGCAACGUACCUCUGUCAGAGUGGAACGGUGUAUUCACAGAGUUUCGUUUAUGGCAUCUUCCUGGCUGUUAAUGACCAUAGUCAGCAGAAAUCUGUCAACGUGAGGCAAAGUCCACAGGCAGCAUCAGUGCAGCCGGGCGGCUCAAUGACUCUCCGGUGUUCACUUCUCUCCAAGAACAAAGACGACAGAGUCCACUGUCCAGGUGAACACAGAGUCUACUGGUUCAGAUCUGGACCAGGAAAAUCUCAUCCAGCCAUCAUUUACACUCACAGGAACAGAAGUUGUGAACAAAAGGAAAGAAGCUGCGUCUACAGCCUGUCCACAACGAUAAGAGACUCCUCUGAUGCUGGGAUUUACUACUGUGCUGUGGUCACAUGUGGACGGAUCCUGUUUGGUGAAGGAACUAAAGUGGACACAAGAAAUGUUUCUGAUCCAGGAUCAGAAGUGGACCCAGUUGUCCUUGUGCUCGGUGUACUGCUGGCCUGCUGUUUCACUGUGAUUGUCGUCCUUAUUUUACGCUUAAAUCGAAGGAAAGUUUGCGAACAUUGCAAAGGAGCAAUGAGUGCCUCCCAUCAUUUCGGACAUGACAAGUCAGCUGCGGAUCAAUCAGAUCAUCUGGACGAUGACGCAAAGUCAGAGAACUACGCGGCUCUGGAUUUCACCACGAGGAAAGUGAAAAGAGAGACGAAGAAGAGCGAGUCGCCACAAGAGUGUGUGUACGCUGCUGUGAGAGUAGCUUACCACAACCAGCAGCUCCCCUCUCUACGGACACAGCACGGCCUCUGAACUGCUCCCCAGGUCUCUGCAGAGGGCCUCAGCUUAGCUACACCUUUCACAUGCAACACUUUAUGUAUUUUAUUCCCCUCUGAUGCCAGAGAGUGACAGGAAGACAGCUGAUUAUGUAGGGGAGCUCUGUGGAUGCUCCUGGUGUUCUGUUGACAUUAAAGCAGAUAUGGAGUAACUGCAUCUACAGUCAUUCUUUUACUUGAUAAACUCUUAUUUUGUUUCCAUGUCUUAUGUAAUUCUGGCACAUUUUUGCACAGUGACAGAUCAUGACAGUACCAAUACUAUGGUACGGUUUCUCUUUUGACAUAAUUUGAUGUAGUUCUUGAUUCAAGUUCACAGAAGCUGUCAUGUCUUUGGGUCAUAGACAUCAGUAUAUUCAUAGGAAUAAUAAGUUAGUGAAAAAGAUUUUAAAUAAGUUCAUAGAUGGAAAUAAAUAAGUUAAAAAUGUAUGAUAAAAAUGGUUAAAAGCUAAGGUUAAAAGUUACAAAGUGAGACAUCUCCAUAAAAGAUCGUUUUGGUCACAGCAGAGUGAGUGCUCCUCCCGCUAUAGACAAGCUAUGUGUGUUUUUCCUCUCAGUGAAAACAUCAUAUGUGUACAAAGCACUUAUAGAGGUCACAAUGUUUCUGAAAAGACAUUUGAUAUAAGUUAGUUAAAUCAAUCAUGUUUGUACUAGCAGUUACAUGUGUAUUAGCUAACUGCUUGUGUCCCAUGCACUUUAGUAUUGUAAUUGCAGUUUUUGUAUGUUGCAGUUACCACAUUCAAACAUGUUGCAAGAGCUCCAUAAAGCAAGAAAAGAAAGCCUUUUCUUGUUUGGUUCGCUGGCUGUCUAGCAGCAUACAGAGGCACGUGUUGUGCGGACAGCACAGAAGCUUUGCAAAUAAGAAAAACAAUAAAGAAAAAGCAGCAUGAAUACAUUCUGAAGACAGU